Dama dama (fallow deer) is the source of this 384-nucleotide messenger RNA. Its product is annotated as large ribosomal subunit protein eL36-like. Gene Ontology annotation, biological process: cytoplasmic translation. The coding region runs from base 20 to 337 and encodes 105 amino acids. The transcript has a single exon. NCBI's taxonomy places the organism in Eukaryota, Metazoa, Chordata, Mammalia, Artiodactyla, Cervidae. Gene Ontology annotation, cellular component: cytosolic large ribosomal subunit; ribosome. Gene Ontology annotation, molecular function: structural constituent of ribosome. The record is from RefSeq and is a predicted model, not a curated record.
CCAUUGUAGAACAACAGCCAUGGCUCUGCGCUGCCCCACGGCCGUGGGCCUCAACAAGGGUCACAAGGUGACCAAGAACGUGGGCAAGCCGAGGCACAGUCGCCGCCGCGGGCGUCUCGCCAAACACACCAAGCUCGUGCGGGACAUGAUCCGGGAGGUGUGUGGCUUCGCCCCUCACGAGCGACGCGCCAUGGAGCUGCUCAAGGUCUCCAAGGACAAGCCGGCCCUCAAGUUCAUCAGGAAAAGGGUGGGAACACACAUCCGCGCAAAGAGGAAGAGAGAGGAGCUGAGCAACAUCUUGGCCGCCAUGAGGAAAGCGGCAGCCAAGAAGGACUGAGCCCUUCCCCUCUGUUCACAAUAAAUCUUGCCAAAAAAAAAAACAAA